Limanda limanda (common dab) is the source of this 4001-nucleotide messenger RNA. It is a transcript of the gene arih2, whose product is annotated as ariadne homolog 2 (Drosophila). The transcript is spliced from 15 exons. Gene Ontology annotation, molecular function: zinc ion binding; ubiquitin protein ligase activity; ubiquitin conjugating enzyme binding. Gene Ontology annotation, biological process: ubiquitin-dependent protein catabolic process; positive regulation of proteasomal ubiquitin-dependent protein catabolic process; protein polyubiquitination. The coding region runs from base 408 to 1943 and encodes 511 amino acids. The record is from RefSeq and is a predicted model, not a curated record. Gene Ontology annotation, cellular component: cytoplasm; ubiquitin ligase complex. Lineage: Eukaryota; Metazoa; Chordata; Actinopteri; Pleuronectiformes; Pleuronectidae.
CCGUCUGACUUCCGCCUCUCGUCCAGGCGAACACUGAGUGACUCGCUCCCUGGAAUCCCCUCCACACUCAGCCCACUCCUGACUGUCACCGCGGGCCGAGCCGACGCUGCUCUCACAGUCUUUUUUCUCUCCUUAGAUCACCCUAUAACCAUCUUUCCAAAUGAGUGACGGGGAGUGUGACUUCUUCUGCUUCUUCCGUUGCUGCUGAGUGCGCUUCUCACGCGUCUCAUCCAGACGAGAAGGCGGGUGACCCUGCGAGGCGACGCGAUCAGGUGGAGAGGUGGGCAGAGAGGAGCACGAAGGUGGGGCUUUAGAAAGAGCAAUUUCAGCCUCAGCCAACUGGACCACUAGGAUCCGACAGGUGGCCGGGCCGUCUACCUGUACGGGUGUUUGAUUCAGUCGACUGGAUGUCUGUGGACAUGAACAGCCAGGCGUCGGACAGCAAUGAGGAAGACUAUGGGGUGAACUCUGAGGAGGAUGAUGACGACGAUGAUGGUGGAGAGGAGGACGAUCAGGGUGACAUUGCAAGCUACUAUGAGGGCGUGGCCGGCGAUGUGGAGCAACAGGGCGCUGACUCCUUUGACCCAGAGGAGUACCAUUUCACUUGUAUGAACUAUAAAGAGAGUCAACGGAUGCUGACGGAGGAGGUUAACACUGUGGCUGCUGCACUAAAGGUUAUGCCAGCAGUAGCAAAACUGAUCCUGGUGCAUUUUCACUGGCAGGUUUCACAAGUACACGACAGAUUUCAGUCCAAUUCGUCCUUGAUGUUGUCAGAUGCUCUGGUCCAGCCCAGCACAACCUGCAGAUCAGUCCCUGCCCCUCAGUCCCUCCAGUGUGGCGUGUGUCUACAGGCCGUACGGAGAGAAUCCCUGCUGGCACUGCCCUGUCAGCACUCCUUCUGCAAAGGAUGCUGGGAGCAGCACUGCACUGUUUUGGUCAAAGACGGCAUAGGAGUGGGUAUAUCAUGUAUGGCUCAGGAAUGCUCCCUGCAGAUGCCUGAAGACUUUGUCCUGCCGCUGCUGCCAGGAGAGGAGCUGAAGGACAAAUAUAGACGCUACCUCUUCAGAGACUACGUUGAGACUCACUUCCAGUUGCAGUUGUGUCCAGGUGCAGACUGUCCCAUCGUCAUCAAGGUGCAGGAGCCCCGGGCGCGCAGGGUGCAGUGCAGUCGCUGCAUGGAAGUCUUCUGUUUUAAAUGCCGUCAGAUGUACCAUGCGCCCACAGACUGUGCAACAAUCCGAAAAUGGCUGACCAAGUGUGCGGACGACUCAGAGACAGCCAACUACAUCAGCGCACACACUAAAGAUUGUCCAAAGUGCAAUAUCUGCAUUGAGAAGAACGGAGGGUGCAAUCACAUGCAAUGCUCCAAGUGCAAACACGACUUCUGCUGGAUGUGUCUUGGUGACUGGAAGACUCAUGGCAGUGAAUACUACGAGUGCAGCCGCUACAAAGAAAACCCUGAUAUAGUCAACCAAAGCCAGCAGGCUCAGGCCAGAGAGGCCCUCAAGAAAUACCUCUUCUACUUUGAAAGGUGGGAGAAUCAUAACAAGUCUCUGCAGUUGGAGGCUCAGACGUACCAGAGAAUCCAGGAGAAGAUCCAGGAGAGAGUGAUGAACAACCUGGGAACCUGGAUCGACUGGCAGUACCUGCACAACGCUGCAAAGCUACUGGCUAAGUGUCGCUACACACUGCAGUAUACGUAUCCCUACGCCUACUACAUGGAGUCUGGCCCACGCAAAAAACUGUUCGAGUACCAACAGGCUCAGCUGGAAGCAGAGAUAGAAAACCUGUCGUGGAAGGUGGAGCGAGCCGACACCUAUGAGAGAGGAGUAUUGGGAGGCGAGGCGGAUAUCAGCUCCAGUGACCGAGGGGAUCUGGAGAAUCAGAUGCACAUUGCUGAGCAGAGGCGACGCACGCUGCUGAAGGAUUUCCACGACACCUGAAGCCCCAUCGCGACUGCAAAGCACCAGCAUCUCCCUCCCUCCUCACUUCCUUUCUUCCUCGCCCGCCUACCUUCUGCUUCUUUCAGUGACCAUCUCUCGGUGCAUUCGUACUGACCCCUUCCCUUUUGCUUCUUUACACUUGCUCAUUUGCUUCUCACUUUCUGUCUUUCUCUCCCCUCACUCCUAUAAUGCUGCAGGGUUACAGAAUGGCACGAUUGUAUCUCAACCUUCCUCCUCUCGUCCUCAUCCUCAUUAACACGUUUUGACUCCGGAGCAUCACAUUCACCGUGGUUACACUUGUUGCAGCUUUUCCGAGCUGAUCGUUAAAGGCAAAUUGAGGUUUUCCGCAAUUGUGUGAAAACAGUGGGCAUGCUUUAAUUUCGCAUUAAGCAUUUAGACGCUGAUGUGAGCAGCUAAAAGCAACAUGUUGCUUGUUUGUAAAGAGUGUGAGAGCGAGAGCUUUUGACUCCAUUAUUAUUCCUGUAAUGCUGGAAUAGUACAUAGAGAGAGAGAGAGUGCGCUAAUGAAACUGCUUUUGUUAUUCAGCAGAUGAAGAAGUUCUGGGAGAAAUAACAUUAUUAUUUCUCUUUAGAGAGAUGUUGCUGAUUGUCGGCCUGCAUUUGGUGGUUUUAUAUAGACAAUCGUGACUAGCAGGCCCUUGUUGGUAGUUGUAACUGUAGAACUUAAUCGGUGGGUCAGAACACAAAGCUGCAAUACUGAAAUCUACACACAUUGUAAAUCACUUUCCUCUGCUGAAUUUAAACAGUUGUUGAAAUAAUCCCAGAUUAAAUGUGUCGCUGCCACAUAUUGUUAAUAGGCUACAUCCAUACCACAACAGUUUUUUGUUUGAAAACGCAUCAAAUUUGCUGUGGAUUCGCCUGGCGUCCACUCUGCUCUGGAGUUUUAGAGCCGAUAAAACUGACAACUUUUGAAACACUGCUGGCCCCAUUUUAAUUUGAAAACUCAGGAUGGGCAGAAACAGCGAUAUUUGGAAACGACGACAGAGACACUCACAGCCUGUUGCUGACUGGGUCUUUUCGGUCUCGAUAUAGCCUUCACUGAUAUGUAUAGGCAUACAUGUAAGGACAGUCUCCUAUCAAGUGACCCACUUCGGGAAGAAGACAUCCAGCAUUAGCCUUGGCUAUUGCUGACAUGCAUAGGAGACAUGCUAUUAUUCGAGCACUUCCCGUGUUCCCUGUCACCCACAGGACCAGUAGCAAAAAGUUGGCUUAAAACCAAUGCGGAGCCAAAACGCUAGAGAUAAUUUUAACCGUAGUAGUAUGGAUGAAGCCGUAGACAUGAACUUGGUUUGUUUGUGUGAAAAAAAAUACUUUGUGGUCCAACAUACUCCCACAUACAAAAUACAGUGUUUUCCUUACGUAUGAUGCAUGUUCAUAUGUACAAGAUGUUAUAGAAUAAGAUGAAUGUGUGUUUUUUAGAUUUUGUCGCCAGUGUUUUCAUUAUAAGCACACCUCCCUCCCUUGGUUAUGAGGUGCUCCAGCAACGACUGACAGCAUACAGUUGCUAGUCAUUAUUAACUAAGUAAAACUACUGAAUUCAUGUCUCUUUACGUUCUUGUACCGGUGCUUGAUCGUGUUCAGCUGAUGUCGAAACGAGCGAGAGCCUGAGCCCCUCCUUUAAAUACUAGCACCUCUGCUGAUCAGACGAUGAAGUUAUUUUGAGCAGCAAGUGUAAUCUCAGCCUUUUACUUAACGCACGCUGCAGCACCACCCACUGACACCAACACAGCAUGCACGUAUCGACACACUCAUGCUCAAGCACUGAGCUGCAGAAAAUAUAAUGUCACCUGGUAAUUUGCCUCCCCCCCUUCAUCUCAUGCUCUCCUCUCGUUUUCUUUACAUUCAGCCCCUCCUCAUUUUAUUUUUGCUCUUUACUUUCUCUUUUCUUCCUGCCCACAUUGUUCACCUUUCUUCUGGAAAAUGGCUGUUGAUAGAUAGAUCGUUUAAAAAAAGGAAUAAAAAAAUACAAAAAAAUUGCUGUAAUUUUCAACGGUUGUACAUUAAUACAGAAAUAGAGUUACUGAAAGUUUUUAAAACC